AUGGAUGAUGGCAAAAUAACUGGCCUUAUUUCAAUGGACAUUAAAAAAGCAUUUGACUCUAUUGAUCAUGAAAUUUUAAUGUCUAAAAUGAAAAAUCAGUUUGGUAUUUAUGAUGAUGAGUUAAAUUGGUUUGGUUCUUAUCUGACAAACC
Molecule: messenger RNA, 151 nt
Organism: Paramuricea clavata
Lineage: Eukaryota; Metazoa; Cnidaria; Anthozoa; Malacalcyonacea; Plexauridae
Source: the annotation of a GenBank genome assembly